AUGGCCUUCAAGAACGGGCUGAGCGAACGCCUCGAUGAGCUGCGAUUCCCUUCCCCUCGCUCUCCUCCGUCUGAGUCGACCUAUAACCCUCUCUCGCCUGGAAAUUCGAACUUCUCGGGAUUUUCACGACCGACCAGCGAUGUCCGCGCAAAUCUGCAACGUCGAUUUACCACGGACUCGAGUAAGCUUUCUUCAUGGAAUUUCCUCAAUCAGGGGCCUCCUCAGGCGCCCGACCCCCUGGACCUGCUUUCCUCGUUUGAGAAGAAGCGUCAGCAUAUUGAGUAUAUGCGUGAACAGAAAAGGCGAUUUGAAGAAGACAUGAAGCUUCUUGAUAUUCAGCACGAGAAAGAGAAGAUCGAAAUGGCCAAGUUGGCGCGCGAUCUUGCCAAGGCUGGCAUUGCUGGCCGAGCCAGCGAACCGACUACACCUCCCGAGUAUCGUGAACCAACUAUCUCGAGCGCAGGAAGAGGCGCACGUUUCCCAUCUACCAGUGUGACCUCAUCGCCAGGUUUCUUCAGCGCCUUCGCUCCUUCAACCCUUACUUCUCCCCAACCGCAAGUUCCUAGUCAUUCGCAUGCUCAGUCCGUUGACCGGUUUGCUGCGCAUUCCCUGCCUGGAUCUCGACGAAACUCCGAGAAGGAAAACUUUCUGUUUGAUUCCACUGAUUCUACAAACAUGCGUACCUCAUCUUGCCCUUCACCAAGAACUUCGUGGUUGACUUUUGACAUUAGGCACCGCAACUCCAUGCCAUCGAGCAACAACUACACCGCGUAUCGGCCCAACAUGACCAGCAACAUGUCUCACCUGAAUGGUUAUACCAAUAGCAAUACGAAUGGCUAUAUGAAUGGCUCCACUCCUGCUGGAUUCGAAUCAUUUUCUGUCGCCAGACAUCUCUUCCAGGACGACGAGGGAUCAUUUGCAAACCACGAGCCCCGUCUUUCGACUCCCGACCUCAAGACGUACAUCACAAUGACCGAGCCCAUCGAUGACAAGUUCCCGACCCUUCACCGCGACGGUCCAAAUUAUCUGGCAGCCAACCCAGAUGCCCAUGACCUCGCAAGCCCUCGUGCCCCGGGCCAGGAUACUUAUUCUUAUCGCUUCCGCAAUCACGCAUCUCACCAGAGUAUGCCUCAAAGUCUCACCGACAUUGCGCGCGGUGAUCGCGUGAAUCGCCAGUCCGAGGACAAUGGCGUUGCUCAUCGUCACCAUGCUCGACACUCCCUUGAGGGUGGCUUGGCAUUCCCCAUUGACUCUGCCGAGUCUAUGACACCGGUUGCCUCCCACCGACCCGUUGCGCGGGUGUCGUACUCGACCAAUGAUGUGCCCACAAUCAGAGGCACGGCCUUUGAUGCCGCCAUUACUCCGCCUAGGACGCACGCCGAUCAACUUCACCACCGCAAUGUCAGCAGCGUUGGUCGCAUUCCAACCAGUUUGCACCACCUUCAAACUAGGGGGUCUCCAGAAUCCGAGAACCACAACAACCAGUCUGGCCAAACGACGCUACAGGCGAGUGCUGCGCCUUUCGGUCCUCACAUUAGCUCAACUGUGUCCAACAGUUUGAAUGGCUCUAUUGCUCCCAUGAGUAUGCAAUUCCCCGCUUUCACCAACAGCAUGGAGUCUUAUGGCCCAGCUCCCACCUCGAUGAUGGUGCCAUUCGCUGAUCUCAACACCUACGGCGCCUAUUCCAACCCUGGUACCAAUGGAUACCGUACCCAUGAGGCUGCAGGCCGUGGUGGUCAUACUCUGCGACGUGCCACUGAGAGCGAGGUCCCUCAGCAGAAUCGGUUCGAUGGCCAGAAUCGCUUCACUCAGUCUCUGGACCACUACAAGGGCGAGCUAUACAGCUUGUGCAAGGACCAACACGGCUGUAGAUACUUGCAGCGAAAGCUGGACGAGAACAACGCGGAAUAUGUCAAGCUGAUCUUCAACGAGACUUACAUGCAUGUGACCGAGCUGAUGACUGAUCCGUUUGGCAACUACCUUGUUCAAAAGCUGCUUGAGCUCUCCAAUGAUGACCAGCGUACUCUUUUGAUCAACAACGCUGCGCCUCAGAUGGUCAGCAUUGCGUUGAACCAGCAUGGAACUCGUGCGCUUCAGAAAAUGAUUGAACACAUCACUACUCCAGGACAAACCCAAACAGUGAUCGACGCUCUUGCCAAUCACGUCGUUGAUCUGGUUAAGGAUUUGAAUGGAAACCAUGUCAUCCAGAAAUGUCUCAAUCGCUUGCACACCGACGACGCCAAUUUCAUUUAUGAGGCUGUAGGCGGCAGCUGUAUCAUAGUCGGCACCCACCGACAUGGAUGUUGUGUACUGCAGCGCUGUAUCGACCAUGCGUCAGGUUCUCAGAAGACACACCUGAUCGCUCAGAUCACCGACAACUCAUUCAAGCUUAUCCAAGAUCCUUACGGCAACUAUGUUGUACAGUACAUUCUGGAUCUAGGAGUCCCGGCUUACACCAAGCCUCUCUGCCAGGGAUUUUAUGGCCACAUUCUUCAAUUGUCUAUGCACAAAUUCAGCUCCAAUGUCAUUGAAAAAUGUUUGCGUACAUGCUCUGACGAGGUCCGACGUGAAAUGAUUGAUGAGAUGCUCUCUGGAGACAUCUUUGCGGACUGCCUUCGCCACCAAUACGGCAACUAUGUCAUCCAGACGGCUCUGGAAAAUGCGGAUCAAGAAAUUAAGCCCCGUCUGAUGGAUGCCAUUCGUCCAAUUCUUCCUUCUAUUCGCCAGACCCCCCACGGGCGUCGUAUCGCCGGCAAGAUGGCCGCGGCGGAGGCCAGUGCUCGACAAGUUCAGGAAAUGAUGAAGAAAGACGCGGCUCUCGAGAAUUUCGCUCAUCAAAAUUUCCCACCCACCCCUGCGGCAAGCUCCAAGGCGAACACUCCCCCUGGGUCAGGUAAUGACGAUUCUCUGAUGUUUCCUGCUCCUGGUUCCCCCGGGGACCUCUACAACUUCGUCUAA
Penicillium odoratum is the source of this 2958-nucleotide messenger RNA. RefSeq lists its product as uncharacterized. The record is from RefSeq and is a predicted model, not a curated record. Gene Ontology annotation, molecular function: mRNA binding. The transcript is spliced from 4 exons. Lineage: Eukaryota; Fungi; Ascomycota; Eurotiomycetes; Eurotiales; Aspergillaceae. Gene Ontology annotation, cellular component: cytoplasm. Gene Ontology annotation, biological process: post-transcriptional regulation of gene expression. The coding region runs from base 1 to 2958 and encodes 985 amino acids.